Molecule: messenger RNA, 2071 nt
Organism: Fusarium odoratissimum NRRL 54006
Lineage: Eukaryota; Fungi; Ascomycota; Sordariomycetes; Hypocreales; Nectriaceae
Product: cerevisin
Exons: 2
Coding region: 251-1849 (532 amino acids)
Biological process (GO): proteolysis
Molecular function (GO): serine-type endopeptidase activity
Source: RefSeq, a predicted model, not a curated record
GAGCUGUCGCACGCUGCUCGUGCUUUGCUUAUCUACCCCAGGUGCUGCCGCCAUCGCUUCUUCUUCCUUUCAUCAUCUCAUCCAUAUCCAUCAUCUCUCUCCCCAUCCUUUGAAGUAUCGAUCUCGUCUGAUUCCAUCUAUUCAGACGGUCGAGGACAUCAAUUUGUCCAUUUGUUUUCUGUCUUUGAGUCGCAGGUAGACCAAACACAAGCUUUGUCGCUUCAGCUUCGUCAUUGCGCCUUUCGUCACCAUGAAGUCCGCUCUCACCCUCUCUAUGGCGGCUGUCGCCAGCGCUGCCUCCUUCAGCGUCGGCACCGUCCACGACAAGGCCGCUCCCAUCCUCAGCUCCAUCGAUGCCGAGACCAUCCCAGACUCGUACAUCAUCAAGUUCAAGGACCAUGUUGAUCAUGCCGCUGCCAGCGACCAUCACAUGUGGGUUCAGGACACACACAAGCAGGGCGAGACUGAGCGCCUCGAGCUGCGAAAGCGCUCCGUUCCUUUCACAGACAAGACCUUCUCUGGCUUGAAGCACACCUUUGACAUCGGUGAUGCCUUCAAGGGCUAUGCCGGCCACUUUGACGAGUCCAUGAUCGAGAAGGUCCGAAACCACCCUGACGUCGAGUUCAUUGAGCGAGACACUCUUGUCCACACCAUGGUCCCUGUUUCCCAGAACAUGAUCACUGAGGACAAGUGCGACGGCGAGACUGAGCGACAGGCUCCUUGGGGUCUUGCCCGUAUCUCCCACCGCAACACCCUCAACUUCGGUACCUUCAACAAGUACCUCUACUCUUCCGAUGGUGGUGAGGGUGUCGAUGCCUACAUUGUUGACACUGGUACCAACGUCGACCACGUUGACUUCGAGGGUCGUGCCCACUGGGGUAAGACCAUCCCCUCCGGCGAUGCCGAUGAGGAUGGCAACGGUCACGGUACUCACUGCUCCGGUACUGUCGCCGGUAAGAAGUACGGUGUUGCCAAGAAGGCCAACGUCUAUGCCGUCAAGGUCCUCCGAUCUAACGGCUCUGGAUCCAUGUCCGAUGUUGUCAAGGGUGUUGAGUUCGCUGCCACCAGCCAUCUCGAGCAGAAGAAGAAGGCCAAGGACGGCAAGCGCAAGGGUUUCAAGGGCUCCGUCGCCAACAUGUCUCUUGGUGGUGGUAAGACCCAGGCUCUCGAUGCUGCCGUCAACGCUGCUGUCCGCACUGGUAUUCACUUUGCUGUCGCCGCUGGCAACGACAACGCUGAUGCCUGUAACUACUCCCCCGCUGCCGCCUCUGAGCCCGUCACCGUCGGUGCCUCUGCUCUUGAUGACAGCCGUGCCUACUUCUCCAACUACGGAAAGUGCACUGACAUCUUCGCUCCCGGUCUGAACAUUCAGUCCACCUGGAUCGGCUCCAAGUACGCCGUCAACACCAUCUCUGGUACCUCCAUGGCCUCUCCCCACAUUGCUGGUCUCCUCGCCUACUACCUCUCUCUUCAGCCCGCUGAGGACUCCGAGUACGCCCUUGCCUCCAUCACCCCCAAGAAGCUCAAGGAGAACCUCAUCUCCGUCGCCACUGAGGAUGCUCUCUCCGACAUUCCCUCCGACACCCCCAACCUGCUCGCCUGGAACGGUGGUGGCUGCAGCGACUACAAGAAGAUUGUUGAGGCUGGUAGCUACAAGGUCAACAAGGCUGCUCCCUCUUCUCGCGUCGAGGAGAUCAAGCACGCUGUUGAGCAGGAGGUCAACCUCGUCUCUGGCAAGCUGACCACCGGUGCCAAGGAGCUUGGCUCCAAGGCCGAGAAGUUCUCCAAGAAGAUCCACGAGCUCGUCGAUGAGGAGCUUGAGGAGUUCCUUAAGGAGCUCAACCUGUAAGAUCUAUAAUCUUAUCACUGGGUGCAUUGGGUACACAUUAUGUUGGGAUUACGGAUUGCUAUGGGUCUUUUUGGUUUGGGUUACAUGACAUUGAUAGGGGCGCUUGCUCUUCUUGAUGACCAGUUGUCAUCACAUUGUGCGCUUGAAUGCAUGGGUUAGUCUAUGAGGCAGGCUAGAUUUAGGCUUGCUCAAUUACAAUACAUCUCCUUACUACAAGAUCAA